This is a messenger RNA of Cimex lectularius (bed bug), 2979 nucleotides long. RefSeq names its product venom dipeptidyl peptidase 4 (gene ome). Gene Ontology annotation, molecular function: dipeptidyl-peptidase activity; serine-type peptidase activity. Bases 52 to 2547 code for a protein of 831 amino acids. The record is from RefSeq and is a predicted model, not a curated record. The transcript is spliced from 16 exons. Gene Ontology annotation, biological process: proteolysis. Lineage: Eukaryota; Metazoa; Arthropoda; Insecta; Hemiptera; Cimicidae.
CACACGGCUUCAGUAAACUUCGGGCGCCCGACGAGGUAGGAUGUGCUAAGUAUGACGUCCGGACAACUACACAUUCAGCCACAGCAUACGAUGGAAGUCGGCAACAGCAACCAGGUACGAAGACUAAACCAGCCUACGACCAACGGCAAUCCCUCGACAUCGGUUGUCAUUAAAAAUGAGGAGUUGCUGUCGAAAGGGUCGAAAAAGAGGACGACCCUACUCGUCCUCAUAGUCGUCCUCGUAUUCUCCGUCAUCGCCGCAGUACUUUAUUUCCUCAAGCCUACGUCAACGCCUCUAAGGGCUCAGGAACCUCUUAAAAUGACAAAGAAGGGAAUAUCCUUUAAGUCCUUCGUCGAGGGGGAAUACGUUCCGGGCAAAUUCAACGGAACGUGGGUUUCAGAUUAUGAAGUGCUGUAUAAGUCGAUGAACGGAGAUAUCAUGAUCUACAAUGCGAUGUCGAACAAGUCGAGAGUGCUCCUCGGGAGAGAUGUUGGUGUUGUAUCAACUUCAUUUAGCUAUGAAUUAUCUGCUGAUCGUAAUUACCUUCUUCUCGGAUACAACUACCAAAAGAUGUAUCGCUACACCUAUCUGGCAUUUUACAACUUUGUCGAACUCGAUACAAUGAAAAAAUGGCCUUUGACUGACAUGACUGGAGAUGAGAUUCCAGUUCAGCUUGUGACUUGGGCUCCGAUUGGCAACGCUUUUGUCUACGUUUACAUGAAUGAUAUUUACUACAAGCCAUCUGCAAAACAGCAGCAAGAAUUCAGAAUAACCAGAACAGGACGCCCCGGAAGUAUUUACAAUGGUGUUCCAGAUUGGGUGUAUGAAGAGGAAAUAUUUAAUUCAAAUAAGGCCUUGUGGUUCUCUCCUGAUGGAAAUUACCUAGCCUAUGCUACAUUUAACGACAGCCGUACGCCCGUUAUGAAUAUCCCUUACUACGGCCUUCCUGGAGAUUUACGCUACCAGUACAUGCAAGCUAUCAAUAUUCGCUACCCAAAGACUGGAAGACCGAAUCCCACGACAGCCCUUAGUUUGACUGACCUAGCUCAUUUACAGGUUCAUAAAACGAUAAAAGAAUAUGACUUGCCCGCACGCGCAACUUUAAAAGAAGCAGUGCUUUAUAAAGUUAAUUGGGCAGGGCCUUCAAACCUUAUCUAUAUAUGGAUGAACCGGAUACAGAAUGAAGCUGAAAUUUUUCAGUAUUCUACAACCACUGCACAAUUAAGACAGCUGAUGGGGCUGCAAGAGAAGCACGGUUGGGUGAUCAUAGACGAGCCUAAAUUUUCUCCUAAUUUCACUCAAAUGGCAAUGAUAGUUUCCUUCGAUCAAGGCAACGAUUCGGGUAAAUACAGGCACCUUGCCCUUGUAGACCUCAAUGACCCGAAUCCGCUUCCAAUCGCUCUUACUUCUGGCAAAUUUGUCGUCACCGAGAUCGCUGCGUUCGAUAAGGCACACAUUUAUUUCAUGUCCAAUGCAAACGGCCAUCCUGGAGAGUUAAGAGUUUUCAGAGUACCAGCUACAACUGAAAAUGCCCCGCACAAACUUGAAUGCAUUUCCUGUGCCCACGAUCAAACCGACAUGGGACAAUGUCUGUACUCUGGAGCGACAUUUAGCAAAAGGGCUUCUUAUUACGUCCUCUCUUGUGCUGGACCUGUUGUGCCAGAGAUAAACAUAUAUAAAAAGACUGGAGAGCAUGUAAUGACAUGGAAUUCAAAUGAAAGGCUAAAGAAAAAGCUCAGCAAGGUCCUCACCCCUGAAAAGAAAUACAUGGAAUACGAAGUUGCGCCAGGGAUGAAAGCGCAGAUUCAGUUGUCCAUUCCUCCAUUCGCUGAUCUGUCUGGCGCCAUUAAAUACCCGUUACUUGUCCAUGUUUACGGUGGGCCGGAUUCAAAUGCCGUGUUUAAAAGGUUCAGUGUCGACUGGGACACAUACAUUACAGUCAAUAAGUCAAUAAUCUAUGCAAGAAUUGAUGGUCGAGGUUCAGGGUUAAAAGGAGACAAAGUCACAUUUGCCAACUACAGGCAGCUCGGUACAUAUGAAGUUCAGGACCAAAUCAACAUUACAAGAUACUUGACUGAGAAGCUUCCAUAUAUCGAUCCAGCAAGGACAGCAAUUUGGGGAUGGAGUUACGGUGGCUAUGUGGCUGCCAUGGCUCUAGUCCAAGAUAGUAGAGAUGUAUUCAAAUGUGGCAUAUCAGUUGCACCAGUUACCGAUUGGUUCCUUUACGAUACUAUGUACACUGAAAGAUUCAUGGGUCUGCCCUCUGCUGAUGACAAUCUUAGAGGUUAUGAGAAGGCGUCUCUCUUCAACAAAGUGGACAACUUCAGAAAGAAGAAAUUCAUGCUCAUACAUGGAACUUUGGAUGAUAACGUCCACUACCAGCACUCAAUGAUGCUUGCCAAAACGUUGGAAUUGAAGGACAUAUUAUUUGAACAACAGAGUUAUCCCGAUGAAACUCACAGCCUUAGCGAUGUCAGGCCCCAUCUUUACCACUCGAUGGAACAUUUCUUGAACCAGUGCUUCAAACUGAAUAACAACUUUCUAUAGAAACCAACGAUGUAUGAAAAAUUACAAAGACAAAAUAAUUACAAGAAAAGAAAAUGUUUACGUGUAUAUUUAGCUUUUGAUGUGAUCUGAGAAAAUGGGAGACUUAUCGUUUGUAUUAUAAACAAUUUAAAUGAUCUAGUUCAUUCAAGCACACCACUUCUGUAUAAAUCGUGUGGAGUCGAGUUUUCUUUCAAAAUAUCAAGCAUUGUAAAUAGUUACUUUCAAUUAUUUUUGUGUGAUAAAACGUUGUACAUUAUUUUAUAAAUUUUGUAUAAAAAUUGUUAAAUUUUUAAGUAUUGUUUGUUUUUAAUUGUAAUUAAAUAUUUUGUAAAUAACAGAAAAUCUCCACAAUUUUAUUUGCGCCACCUUUUAAAACAAGGGGUGCCCCAGACUGGUAAAUUUGGCAGAAAUAAAGAAUACAUUAUUGUUUUU